UGACUUACUGAUUCUUUGAUGCAUAUAGGCUACUAGAUAGAUAUUAUGUUUACGUGAGUGAGUUGGUUCGUUUCUCGUUUCUGAUUGGUAACGUGUGCAAUCUGUUUUCUUAUAUUAGGUAACCAAAGAGAGCACUCUAAGACUAUUAAUAGUUAUUGUAAUUAUUGUUGGUUUGUUAUUUAAUAUUUUAUAAUUUGGUUAAAUAGUAAUUUAAUAGGGUUAUGAGUUCAUUUUUCUGGUUUGAACUGUUAGACCUAAAAUAUAACCCAUUGGUUCAUUAAUUUAAUUGUAUUAUAAACUUUCCUAUUAUUGGUGGAAAUAAAUUGACUUCGAAAUGUCUACAUCGGAAUCAUCCAACAUAAGGAGCAAGAGACCUGCUGAUAGUGCUUUUAAACAGCAGCGCCUUCCAGCCUGGCAACCAAUCUUGACAGCAGGAACUGUUCUGCCUACUUUCUUCAUCGUGGGAAUUACUUUCAUCCCGAUUGGCAUUGGACUGCUAUAUUUCUCUGAUGGGGUGGGAGAGAAGAGUAUAGACUACACGUACUGCAAGAGUGUGGAGGUGCCUACACAGAACUGUGCAGAUAUAGUUACCAGCAACAACAGCAAUGCCGGCUGCACCUGCAGAGUCCCUUUCACUCUAAAUACACCUUUAGAGGGAACGGUGUACAUGUAUUAUGGCCUGUCCAAUUUCUACCAGAACCACCGCCGCUACGUCAAAUCCCGUGAUGACUUUCAGCUGCUAGGCCAACUGAGUGACAACCCAUCUACUGACUGUGACCCAUUCCGCAUCCUCAACAAUAAACCCAUUGCACCCUGUGGAGCCAUUGCUAACUCCCUCUUCAGUGAUGUGCUGACGAUAUUUUCACAGGAGAUUAACAAUAAUGUACCACUAUUGAGGACUGACAUUGCCUGGCCAUCAGACAAGGAGGUCAAGUUUCGUAAUCCUCCCAUACCUGCUGGGCAGACCCUCAAGGAUGUAUUCAAAAACUAUGAGAGGCCGCCAAUGUGGAAAAAGUAUGUAUGGGAGCUGGACACAGAGAUAUCGGGCAACAACGGGUUUCAGAAUGAGGACCUGAUUGUGUGGAUGAGAACGGCGGCACUGCCCAGCUUCCGUAAAUUGUAUCGUCGAGUGGACCACAGCAUUCAGGGCUUCACCAAAGGGCUACCCAAAGGGAACUACACUCUCAUUAUUAACUACAAUUACCCGGUGACAGAGUUUGAAGGCAAGAAACAGAUGAUUCUGUCAACAACAUCAAUUUUGGGUGGCAAAAAUCCAUUUAUGGGAUAUGCGUACAUUGUGGUAGGCUGCAUCUGUCUGGUGUUGGGCAUCGCAUUUCUAAUUAUCCACAUCAAAUUCGGCAAGAGGACAGUUUUUGCUGAGAGACAGCGCAAAGCUGAAGUUAACGAGGCAUUUACAGCUGAGGUGAUCAACGUGAACCCUCAUGCCUCAUACCAGUAACCUGGCCUGCCUUGUGCCUUUCCUUCACUUCUAGUCACUUGUCAGCACACCACCAUAUAUUGGCUGAUCUUCUCUUCACAUGUUGUUAUUGGUGUAGACAUGCCAUGUCAUUGUUUAUGCUUGAAUUCAUACAACGUUAUUUCUUCACUUUGUUUUAAGAAUUUAUUAUUGUUUUAAAGUUACUUUAUUUUGAUCAAUUUGUUUUUUAAUUCGCAAAAUUUAGCAAACUAAGCUUUAAAAAUUGACAUUUGUAAUAAUACAUUUUAGUACAUUUAAUUUAAUGUCACAUCAUAUUCUUUGAGUAACCUUGUAAAGGUUGAAUCCAGAAUCUUUGAUUAAAUUGGAUGCCAAAUGUAUAAAAAUCUAAUAAAAAAUAAAUAAAAUCAUUACCAAACCGAAUUUUAACUAACUCUUUAGAGUCCACCCAAUAACAUAAAAAGCCAUACAAGAAUACCACUGUAAUUUAAAGAUAGUUACAGAUGUUGAUGCUAUACUUUAAGAACCAAGACAAAUCCUCUACCUUCUACUUUAAUUUGGUAGAUUAUAAUAGGGAUUGUACGCCUUUAAGAACUUUUGUCUCUUAUCAGCAACAGUAUGGAUAAUUGUAUUAUUAAUAACACAUAUUUAAAUAAAACUUUAAAAAUUAUAUACAAAGAGAGAAUGUAUAUAUUUAUAGAGAAAAUCAUUCUAACUACGCAAAUUGCAAAGUAAACAAAAAUUAGUUAUUUGCCAUUAAUUAAAAGCACCAUACUCACUGUAGUUUAUGUACGCAAACAGAAAAUACAAACCAGAAGUCAAAAAAGGCUAUAAUAAUUCAUUAACUUGGCUAGUUUAGUUAUCUAUGCUUUUUUAAAUACAACAUACGACAGAAAUUUUCGUAAGCGAUCAGUAAUUUUUACUGUAGAACAAUUACCACGAAUCCACGAAUUAACACAUCAUACUCAUGGUUUUCAAACAUAAGGUAGGCCAAAUUUCAUGUUUUAGCAAUUAAUCAUCAAUUUAUGUACUGCAAAUCAGUUGGUGUCCGUGAAUAAACGAAGCUGACACGUGGCAAUGCAUGAACAUACAUAUGAACUGGAAAAAAAUAUUAUUUAAAAUAAUCUUCUCUGAAGAUUGGAGAUCUAAUUUGACACAUAAUUAGGAUAAAAACAAUAGUUUUUAAGCUUCUUAGAAAUUAAAAGAUGGACAUGGUAAAUUUUGUUGUCAAGCUCAAUGUUCAAAAAUUGAUAAAAAAUAAGGCAAUAUGUUGAUUAUGAAAUAAGCAUCAUAACCCGAGUUAAGAACGGUUGAUUCUAACUUAAUGAAAUCAACUUUCACUAUUAAUUACUUUUAAAUUCAAUUUCUACUUUGUGAGAAUUAAUCCUAAGUAACACCCAGAAGGUGUGAGUUAGAGUUUAUUUUAGUUAGUUUAAUUGAUCCUAUUAAGUUCACUCUCUUUAUAAAUAGAGAGUUCAUUUCUAAACUAAAAUGUGUUGCUGAUUUCUUUGUAAAUGCUUACAUUCAGUAUUUUGAAUGAAAUCUAAAAUAAAGACCAAUUUAUUAACUGUUCCUAUGUUAAUUUGUGAUAUAAUUAGUUGGAAGAAACAUUUAAGCAUUAUAGAUAAACAGUUAAAUUUUAAGUUUAUAAUAUAAGUUUGAAUAGAUUAAUAUUUUAUGUAUUUAUUUAGUUAAUAUUUCAAGGUAUGUGACUUAAUUAUUAUUAUUUUUUUUUUCGUUGUAUAACUUUAGUCCAGUAAGUAUUUUACAUGUAUUGAAAGCUUUUAAUGUUAUAAUAGUUUAUGUAUCUACAUGUUUAAUAAACGGAUAAUAAAUCUUUAGUUUUCUGUAUAA
Messenger RNA from Homalodisca vitripennis (glassy-winged sharpshooter), 3289 nucleotides. It is a transcript of the gene CDC50, whose product is annotated as cell cycle control protein 50A. The transcript has 9 exons. The record is from RefSeq and is a predicted model, not a curated record. The coding region runs from base 335 to 1459 and encodes 374 amino acids. NCBI's taxonomy places the organism in Eukaryota, Metazoa, Arthropoda, Insecta, Hemiptera, Cicadellidae. Gene Ontology annotation, cellular component: Golgi apparatus; plasma membrane; endoplasmic reticulum.